AUUAUGAUCGAACCCACUUGGGUCCAUCCUGAUGGCAGGGAGUGAGCUGAAGCUUCUGGGCAGAUGGUCGAGCCCUUUUUCGAUGAGGGCGAAGAUUGCUCUGAACAUCAAAUCACUUGAAUUUGAAUACUUCGAAGAGCACAUGAACCCCAAGAGCGAUCUUCUUCUUCAAUCCAAUCCAGUUUACGCCCUAAUCCCAGUUCUUAUCCACCGUGGCAAACCCAUCUGCGAAUCCCUCAUUAUUGUCGAAUAUAUCGACGAGAAUUGGUCCUCUGGCCCCUCCAUCCUCCCCUCCGACGCUUAUGAUCGCUCAACCGCUCGAUUCUGGGCUGCGUACAUCGACCAGAAGUGGUUUCCCUCAAUGAAAAGCAUCAUAACUGUGGAAGAUGAGGAGUCAAGAAAGCCAUACUAUGAGACAAUGGACGAAGUGGUUGGGAGGAUGGAGGAUGCGUUUGGGAAAAUCAGCAAAGGAAAACCCUUUUUUGGUGGAGACCAGAUUGGAUUCAUUGACAUUGCUUUUGGAAGCAAUCUGGGCUGGCUCAGUGUUGUAGAAACUUUGUAUGGACGAAAGUUUCUUGUAGAGGAAAAAGCUCCUUCUCUGGUGAAAUGGGCUGAGAGAUUUGCUGCUGAUCCUGCUGUGAAUGGUCUCAUACCUGAAACUGAUAAACUCAUAGAGCUUGCCAAGUUCCUUCAGAUCAAAUGGAGAACUGCAAUUGCCAAGAAGUAGAAUUAACGGCUGUGUUUUGCUUGCUGGUGUAAAAUGUAAAUGCUCUUAUGCUGUUGUUGUAUGGCUAAAUAAAAUGGUGAUACAUUAUUUAGGGUGCUUCUUACAAGUUUUUCUUGAAUUUUCUUCUCUUUUGGGCUGCACUGUCAUUUGUAGCAGCAAACAAGUGCUUUGGAUUUGAUUAGAUGAUUUCAGAGUCCAAUGGUUGUCUUCUCUUGCUGCCAAUUUGAAGAAAUAACAUACUAGUAUCUCCUCAAUGUACUUUUCAUAACACUGCUUCAUUACUUGAAAUUCAAAA
Molecule: messenger RNA, 1022 nt
Organism: Neltuma alba
Lineage: Eukaryota; Viridiplantae; Streptophyta; Magnoliopsida; Fabales; Fabaceae
Product: glutathione S-transferase U18
Exons: 2
Coding region: 32-727 (231 amino acids)
Biological process (GO): glutathione metabolic process
Cellular component (GO): cytoplasm
Molecular function (GO): glutathione transferase activity
Source: RefSeq, a predicted model, not a curated record